GCCAUGCGCGUGCCGAGCUCGUCGCCGGCGUUCACGUCCAGCGGAGGAGGAGGAGGCCGCAGCGGCCGCAACCUGCGCCAGAAGGUGGUGGACGAGAUCAAGAACGUGCGCGCGCGCAAGAGCCCCGCGAGCAAGGAGAAGGCGGCGGCCAAGGAGAAGGAGAAGACGGUGGCGCCGCCCCCGCUGGAGCUCAACCACGAGGACGCGGACGAGGAGGAGGACGACGUGGUGCAGGACCCGUCGCAGCCCGCGGCGGCCAAGGCCAAGGGCUGCAGCAUCUGCGAGCGGUCCUUUACGGUCUUCCGCGCCAAGCACACGUGCAAGCUCUGCGCGCAGAAGAUCUGCGACGACUGCAGCAAGAACCGCAUGAAGCUGCACCGCCGCCUGGAGCGGAAGAAGGGCUCGAGGCUCUGCGACCCGUGCGCGCGCAGCGUCAUGAACGCCGACAACGGCAGCGGGGGAGAGGACGCGUUCCCGGACGCGUCGCCGCCGCUGAUGGCCAUGCGCAGCGACGACACGUUCACGAGCAAGCACGGCGACGCGACCAACGGGUUGUCGCGUCGUCACUCCGUGCCGGCCAAGACGCUGUCGUCGCUCAUCCACGGCAAGGAGAAGCCUGGGGCUGCUGCAAAUGGCGGCGUGAAGCAGGCCUCUCCCGCGCAGAAGGUGGUAACUACCAGUGCCGCCGGUAAUGCAGGAAUCUCCAAGAUGCGGGGAUCUUCGACUCAGGUCACGCGAGUGGUUUACUACACGCAUCUGAGAACGCGUCAUUGGGUGUCGCUGCUGGCUGUGGCAGUGCUCGUGGCGUUACGCGUGAUUUACUACACUCGGAGAAGCGGCGUCGAAGGAAGUGUCGUGACUUCGGACUCAGCUCCUGCUGUACUCGCCCCGCAGCCAUACUCUUUCGUGGAGCGUGCAUUGGACAAUUUGCUCUCGAUGCGGACGCUGGGCACGUAUUUGCUGGGACUGGUGGUGUUCGACGAGCUCUCGAGGCCGAAGGGCAGCAACAAGUCCGUGAAGAAGACAAAGCAGCGUCGCCGUCGACGUCGCCGUGUGAGUUCCACCGCUGGUGAGCAGAGGAGCCGAACGAAGUCAUCCCUGUCGGACACUAGCGUGGCCAGCAAGAGGCGCGAGGUGGAGGCCUCAGCUCCUCCGUCGCCUCACACGUCGCAGGAAGAUGAUCUCGAAGUUUCAGUGCUCGACCAGAGCCACGACGAGGGCUUUACGCUGGACAAGUUGGUCACAUCUCUGGAGGAAGGCGUCGCGACACGUGCCCCGGAUGGUCAGUUGCGCCUCGACCGCUUCAUGGCCACGUGCAACGUCAUCUGCGGCUUCCUGGGCGUCUUCGGUCGUGCUACUUCGUUCGCCGGUAGCACCGUUGGAGCUUACUUCACAUCUAUCGACCACAACUUGGAGGCGUGGCCGGUGCCAUCGUCGUCUAACACGUGGAAGGAGCAGAGCGUAAGGGCCGUGAUCGAACACGAGGUGGACCUGGGCGUGGCGGACGUGGGCGGCAAGAAGAAGCCUUCGUGUUCACGCUGCCUGUUGCGGCUGCUGUGGUUCAUCCAGUUCGUGGAGGCGUGUGUUCGUCUCACGCUGCUCGAGUCGACCGAGGAGAACUGCUACAACGGCGCCAGCAAAGCCUACGAGGAGACUCUGGGCAAGCGCCACCCGUGGCUUGUCCGCAAGGGCGUCAACACUGCUCUGGGCUCGAUCCCCACGCGCAGCCACAUUCUGGGGGAGCUGCACGUCGGAGAAGGCGACGCCAUUGAGCCGCUUCGCAAGGCCCACGCCGAGAUUGUGCGGGUCAUUGCCGAGCUGAAGGUCGUCUUUGAAGAGCACGGACUCACGGAUCUCAAAUAAACUACAACUUAGAUGCAUGUCACCGAUGAAUUAGCUGCGUCCAUAACCAUACAAAAUACAACAUGAUACGCUACGUGU
Phytophthora sojae is the source of this 1941-nucleotide messenger RNA. RefSeq lists its product as hypothetical. Gene Ontology annotation, biological process: intermembrane lipid transfer; ceramide transport. The record is from RefSeq and is a predicted model, not a curated record. Gene Ontology annotation, cellular component: cytosol; membrane; cytoplasm. The coding region runs from base 4 to 1863 and encodes 619 amino acids. Gene Ontology annotation, molecular function: ceramide 1-phosphate transfer activity; metal ion binding; ceramide 1-phosphate binding. The transcript has a single exon. Lineage: Eukaryota; Oomycota; Peronosporomycetes; Peronosporales; Peronosporaceae.